Messenger RNA from Babesia bovis T2Bo, 556 nucleotides. RefSeq names its product Ribosomal L18p/L5e family protein. Bases 26 to 544 code for a protein of 172 amino acids. Lineage: Eukaryota; Apicomplexa; Aconoidasida; Piroplasmida; Babesiidae. The record is from RefSeq and is a predicted model, not a curated record. Gene Ontology annotation, cellular component: ribosome. The transcript is spliced from 4 exons. Gene Ontology annotation, molecular function: 5S rRNA binding; structural constituent of ribosome. Gene Ontology annotation, biological process: translation.
GUCUCUGCGGUGCGCAUACUUGCCGAUGUGCCCUGACGGUCGACCACGUGUUAAAUGGCGUUUGGAUCUGACCAGGCGCAGUGAGUUGAAUGGCGCUCCCAAGCCACGGAAACUACACAAAAGGCCAUUUUGGGCUGAUAUAUUCGACGAGGCUGUAGACAUUGAGCCUUUAGGCCCUCCCAGUCCACAAUUAACGGAGGAUGUAGUCAAGGGUGAACGUCGUUUGCGGUUAACUUUGAAACGAUCGAACAAUCAGAUGUGUGCUACUAUAGUUGAUGACGUUACACGACGCGUACAUUGCUUUAUUUCUACCAAUUUCAAGUAUCUGUCUAAUGUAUUUGGCCAGGAGCCUACCAAUAAUCCAAAUAUAAUGCGCAAUAAGGGCGGCACUGUGAAGGCUGCUUAUGAGCUUGGGAAACUGAUUGGACGUAAGGCCAGAUCAAAGGGUAUAUCGCGUGUUGUAUUUGACCGUGCUGGUUACCGGUACCAUGGCAGAGUCGAGGCUUUAGCGAUUGGUGCUCGCAAGGUUGGCUUAGAUUUUUGACACAUUUUGGUA